Messenger RNA from Oreochromis niloticus (Nile tilapia), 2421 nucleotides. RefSeq names its product methyl-CpG binding domain protein 2 (gene mbd2). Gene Ontology annotation, cellular component: nucleus. Gene Ontology annotation, molecular function: methyl-CpG binding. Gene Ontology annotation, biological process: DNA methylation-dependent constitutive heterochromatin formation; negative regulation of transcription by RNA polymerase II. The transcript is spliced from 7 exons. Lineage: Eukaryota; Metazoa; Chordata; Actinopteri; Cichliformes; Cichlidae. The coding region runs from base 404 to 1204 and encodes 266 amino acids. The record is from RefSeq and is a predicted model, not a curated record.
UGAGUUUAAUCGCGGGGUGUGUGUGUGUGUGAUAUCUCAGACGUCACAGCCUGCCGUUGGUCCAGUUCAGUUCAGUUCAGUUCACUUUAGAUCAGAUCGGAUCCCCGGAUGAGCCGUUGGUUCUCUCAGGAGGUAAACUGAAGUAUACCCGUACCUGGAGGCGGUUUAACCCGGGACAGCCCGAACCGGAACACUCUGUCUGUUUCUGUUCGACCCAAAAUAAGCAGCAUAAACAAGCAGGGCGGAGGGAGGGAGUGGGAGAGCCACCGUUAACGUAACGUCCGUGACGUCGCUCCGCUGGUUUUUCACCAGCACGCCGCGCGUCUGCGGGGUCCACGCCGGGAUUUACCAAGUGAUCGAUUAAUCCGACAGGAGCCUGAACCGUGGGAUCGGUACGCGUGCUAUGAUGGAGAGAAAGAGGACGGACUGUCCCGCUCUGCCGCCCGGUUGGAAGAAAGAAGAAGUGAUCAGGAAGUCCGGGCUGAGCGCCGGAAAGAGCGACGUCUACUACUACAGUCCUUCAGGAAAGAAGUUCCGGAGUAAGCCCCAGCUGUCCCGUUACCUUGGAAACACAGUGGAUCUGGCAUGUUUUGACUUUCGCACGGGCAAGAUGAUGCCCGGAAAACUGCAGAAAAACAAACAGAGAUUCCGACAUGACCCGCUGAGCAUGGCCAAGGGAGGGAAACCAGACCUGAACACAGCUCUGCCCAUCAGACAGACGGCCUCCAUCUUUAAACAGCCUGUUACCAAGGUUACGAGUCACCCCGGAAACAAGGUGAAGACAGACCUGCAGCGAGCGAUCGAGCAGCCCAAACAGCUGUUUUGGGAGAAGAGGUUGAAAGGUCUGCGGUCCUCAGACGUCACAGAGCAGGUCCUGCGUACCAUGGACCUGCCCAAAGGAUUGCAGAGUGUCGGUCCAGACGCUAGUGAUGACACCCUGCUGUCGGCCAUCGCCAGCGCUCUGCACAUGAGCUCGGCUCCGAUUACGGGACAGACGUCUGUAGCGGCUGAGAAGAAUCCGGCAAUCUGGCUCAACACGUCUCAGCCGCUCUGCAAGGCCUUCACCGUCACCGACGAGCACAUCCGGGAGCAGGAAAUGAAAGUGUACCAGGCCAGGAGGAGUCUGGAGGAAGCGCUGAUGGCUGACGGUUUGGCGCGGGCCGCCGAAAACACCCGAGAGCUGCUCGAGGGGAAGAAGGCCUGAAGACAAGACAGAUAUCAUCCUUUCCUGGCUGUCAUCAAUUCAAGUCAAUACAGUUCAGUUCAUAUCACCAGAUCACAACAAAAGUCUCCUCAAGAUGCUUUAUAUGGAAAAGACCCUACAAUAAUACAGAGAAAAGAGCUUUGGGAAAGCCACUCCAGAAGCUUAACUUUUGAUGUUUGUUUGCUAAUGUUAGCGAUUUGUCUACUCCAUUUCAAAGCUUCAAAAUGUGUAUGUUUGGGACAUCAAGUCAUUUCAAGACUUCAGACUUUGUCACUUACAUGUUUAACUAACAAAAACAACUCCUGACUUCAUCCGGCGAUCGGCGAAAUGAAGGACAUUAUAUCAGCAUCCAAUGUGACAGACUGCACUUUCUUCUGUUUGUUUGCAACUACAAAACUGGCAAAUGUGGACCAAGCUGUUCAGCUGAUAUUGCAAAAUCUGCUAGAGGCUUCUAAAAGUUCUCUCACUCUGUGAUGCAAGAUAGGUAAAUAAAAGUCACGUGAUCUGCCUGGCAAACAAACCCCUAGGAUCGAAAAGCAAACAAAGCAAACAACAUGAAUCAAACAGGAACAAGGAAUAAAUAGAAUAAUGUAUAACCUUUAAAUGUCUUGAAUGAUGCAGAACCUUGUGUGUGUGUGUGUGUGUGUGUGUGUGUGUGUGUGUGUGUGUGUGUGUGUGUGUGUGUGUGUUUGGUGAGACUUGUUGUGAAUGCUGAUGAGAUUCUCAGCGUCUGAUUGAAACUCAGCUAUGUAGCAGCGCAGCAGUGUGUCCGUGUGUGUGAUUGAUGGGCCGUGGGGUUGUGUGCGUGUGUGAGUUUCGGUGGUUAAUGCGUGUGUUGUAUUACAGUUUGUUUGGUUAUUGCCUAUGUUUCACUCUGCGGAGCCCGUAAACAAAACCAGAUUAAAAAACAUUUACUUUCAGAAGUUCACACAGCCAUCCAUCAUCUCGCCCAUUUUCCGGCUGCUUAUCCAGGUCAAGGUCGCCGUGGCAACGGGACGGCGCAGCAGACCAGAGGCUGUUUUCAGAAUGAAAAGGUUUUUGCUGCAGAGUUUCAGACCUCGUAGGGUUUUUACCCACAAAGAAGACUCGAAGAGAACAGACCUGGCUGGUUAAACAUUGGUGUGAUUUCAUGAUGGCCCCCUCUGCCACCUGAACCACAGCUUAAAGUUUGGGAUGUUUCCGCUUUGAUUGACUGUUGGUUGCUGGUGUUGGAGGAA